This is a messenger RNA of Lathyrus sativus (Indian pea), 1656 nucleotides long. The record is from the annotation of a GenBank genome assembly. NCBI's taxonomy places the organism in Eukaryota, Viridiplantae, Streptophyta, Magnoliopsida, Fabales, Fabaceae.
AUGAAAAUUUUCACAUUUUCUUCUCAAUUGCGGUGGACCCCUUAUAACAUAGCUUUGUGCCUGCAAAAAUGCUUAAAAGCAAAAGCUUUAAAACCUGGCAAGCAACUCCAUGCAAUGCUACUCACAACUGGAAUGAACAUGAACAUCAUGUCUUUAAGUUCUAAACUUAUUGGAAUGUAUUCUAGUUCUGCAGACUUAAAAUCAGCAAAAAAAUUAUUUCAAAAAACUGAACAUCCAAAUGUUUUUGCAUUCAAUUGGAUGGUUUUAGGUAUGGUGUAUAAUGGUUACUUUGAUGAUGCAUUGUUUUACUUUCAUAGAAUGCGUGAAAUUGGUCUAAUUGGUAAUAAGUUUACAUUUGGUAUUGUUCUUAAAACAUGUGUUGGUUUGAUGGAUGUGGAGAAAGGGAAGCAGGUUCAUGGGAUGGUUUGUGAGAUGGGUUUUGGGAAUGAUGUUUGUAUUGGGAAUGGUUUGAUUGAUAUGUAUUGUAAAUGUGGGAGCAUUGGUUAUGCUUGUAAGGUGUUUGAUGGAAUGUCUGAGAGGGAUGUUGCUUCGUGGACAUCGAUGAUUUGUGGGUUUUGUAAUUUGGGGGAAACUGAGAAAGCGUUGGUGUUGUUUGAGAGGAUGAAGGUGGAAGGAUAUGAGCCGAAUGAUUUUACGUGGAAUGCUAUCAUGGCUACGUAUGCUCGUUUGAGAGAUAGUAGGAAAGCUAUUGGUUUUAUGGAAAGAAUGAAAAAUGAGGGUUUUGUUCCUGAUGUGGUUGCAUGGAAUGCGUUGAUUUCUGGCUUUGUGCAAAAUCGUCAAGUCGAGGAAGGAUUUAAGAUGUUUCGGGAGAUGCUAGUUUCAAGGACUUGUCCUAAUCAAGUAACUUUUGCAACACUGCUUCCUGCAUGUGGGUCAGUAGGUUCUAUUAAAUGGGGAAGAGAAGUUCAUGGAUUUAUAUGCCGGAAGGGUUUUGAUGCCAAUGUUUUCAUUGCAAGUGCUCUUAUUGACAUGUAUGCCAAGUGUGGGGGUUUAAAAGAUGCUCGAAAUGUAUUUGACAAGAUUCAUUGUAAGAAUGUUGCAUCAUGGAAUGCAAUGAUUGAUUGCUACGGGAAGUGUGGUAUGGUUGAUUCCUCAAUGGACCUGUUUACGAAAAUGCUGGAGCAAGGAUUGCAGCCAAAUGAAGUUACUUUUACAUGUAUUCUUUCAGCAUGCAGCCACAGUGGUUCAGUGGAAAGAGGGUUAGAGAUAUUCACAUUAAUGAAAGAAUGUUACGGGGUCGAGAUAAGUACGGAGCAUUAUGCUUGUAUUGUCGAUCUCUUCUGUCGUUCAGGAAAGAUAGUUGAAGCAUAUGAAUUUCUGAAGGCCAUGCCAAUACAAAUCACAGAAUCAAUUAUUGGAGCUUUUCUAAACGGGUGCAAAAUCCAUGGAAGAAGAGAUCUUGCUAAACAGAUGGCCGAGGAAAUAAUGAGAAUGCAGCUAAACGGACCCGGUGGUUUUGUUACACUAUCAAAUAUUUAUGCCGCUGAAGGUGAUUGGGAAGAGGUUGGGAAUGUGAGGAAGGUGAUGAAGGAAAGAAAUGUCAAUAAGUGUCCUGGUUUUAGUUGGCUUGAAAAGCCUUGUGAGAUUCUUGAAGGGAAGGAAGAGAAAGAGGUGGCUGUUAGGUUGAAUUUGUAA